ACAAAACCAGGGAGGUCACACUGAGCUCACAUUUCCUGCCCAUGCUCUUACACAAGUCAAAGAGGUUCCUAAAAGCCUGAUUCAAGUCUCCAGCAGGAUGGAAACCAGAGAAGAAGCUCCUCCGCCUGGAAUUGCCUGGAAUGAGUAUUUAAGCAAUUUUAGGCACGGGACCGCUACAGGCAGCCACUUGUCAAACGCAACUUCAAAGGUGGCAACAACAACCACUGCCACCUUGCUGGAUGCUGCCAAUUCAAGUGACUACCAGUACGAGUACUUGGAUGAGGAGGAUUACAUGCAGUAUAGCCUCUGCACAAAAGAAGAGCUGCUCUCCUUUAGCAGAGUAUUCUUGCCAUCUUUUUACACCGUGGUCUUUCUGGUUGGGUUGGUUGGGAAUGUCUUCCUGUUUAUUGUCCUCAUUAUGUACAUCAGGAAGAAAAAGAAGAUGACCGAGUUGUAUCUGCUGAACCUGGUGGUUUCAGACCUCUUCUUCCUACUAACCCUUCCUUUUUGGGCUCUGUACAUUUCUCAGUGGGUGACCUGGGACAUAUUGUGCCCGGUCUUAAAUGCCAUGUACACUCUGAAUUUCUACAGUGGUAUUUUUUUUGUGAGCUGCAUGAGUCUGGACAUGUAUCUGCAGAUAGUUCACGCUUGCUCUCCUCACGGCUCCGUGACACGGAGGAAUUCCAUCCUCGUCUUGUUGGUAGUAUGGGUCUUUUCCAUACUCCUCUCCAUUCCUGAUGGCCUCUUCACCAGCACAAGGCAAAUCCACAACAAAACCAUCAUGUGUGCCCAUGAUUAUGGCCAGAAACACUUAUUUUGGAAAGUCGUCUUUCGGGUUAUUCAAAACAUCCUGGGCUUCCUUUUUCCCUUCCUCUUCAUGGUGUUUUGCUAUUCCCGCAUAGCGUGUGUCCUCACCAUGUCUCAGUUGCCUGGUUCAAGGAGAGCACUCUGCUUCGUCUUUACUCUGGUGGGUGUCUUCUUUGUCCUGUGGUCCCCUUACAACAUCGUCCUCAUCCUUCACUCCCUGCAAGAUGUCGGUGUAAUCAGGAGCUGUGAAAGCAGUAGGCAAUUGGACUAUGCCAUGCAGAUCACAGAGAGUUUGUCCUUUGUCCACUGCUGUCUCAACCCCUUGCUCUAUGCUUUUGUGAAAAAACAAUUCAGGUUAUAUUUAUGGAAGAUCCCUCAAGCCAUUUUCAGGAGAAAUGCUUUCUUUGACCUCCAGCCCUCAGAGACAAGCCAGUCUUGCAGCAGAUACGCAGCUGAGAUAGAAAUGUUGAGUAUCACAAAUGCAUGAUAAAUAUUUACAUUAUUUACGUUACGUGUAUGCCCUCUGUGCUGUAUUUUACUGGUCCUGGCCAUGCGAUGGAGUUGGUGUGAGCCCACAGCCCUGCGUAACCAGGUAUUUCAUCCUGGUGUCAGCAUCGAGAUGAGGAUUUUCCACGUUGGGAUUGGAAAAGUACACGUGGGAUUUGUGUGAGAGACUGAAAGAGUUAAUGUCUCAAACACUGUGGUGGGGCAAGUUCUGCAUAACAAACCCUGCAUAACAAGGAACCGCAGGUGAAAAGAAGCAGAUCAGCACAGAUCAGCAGGCAAGGGUGCCCAGCUCCCUGUUCUGAUAAACUGUUCUGAUACGCUGAGCAGGACAGCUCACCAUGCAUGGCCAAAGAUGAAACAGUGGUCAUGUCUGCAGGGAAGGAGAAGUUACUCCCCAAGUGACCCCCACACCCACCGACCCAUUUCCCCAAAGGUUCUGGAAGCACAAACUGCACAUGACACCUAAUUAGCCUAAUGAGUUCGAGUGCCCUCCCGAAGGAGGGGCAAGGAUGAAAAAAGGACACAAACUGAAGCCCCACAUGCACAAGCCCACCAGAACAGGACCCUUAGGCUUGCUGGACCCAGGACUGGUGAAAUCUUUCUCUUUUUUCUCUCUCUCUCUCUCUUUUUUUUCCCUGUAAUCCCCACACCUCAUCCCUUUAGAUGUGAACCAUUGACCAAGUCUGGGACUAGGAGUGGAUCCUUCUCAGGAAGGAGUCUAGAAAGCAAGGGGGUCUGCUCUGAACCUCGUGACUCAGCAGGAAGGCUCUCCUUAUUUUCUUCCCUGAACUGAUCCCCAAAUAAGUAAGGCUUUGUCCCGGUUUCGGCUGGGAUAGAGUUGAUUGUCUUCCUAGUAGCUGGUGCAGUUAUGUUUUGAGUUUGCUAUGAGAAGAAUGUUGAUAACACACUGAUGUUUUCAGUUGUUGCUAAGUCGUGUUUAGUCUAAAGUCAAGGAUUUUUCAGCUUCUCAUGCCCAGCCAGCGAGAAAGCUGGAGGGGCACAAGAAGUUGGCACAGGACACAGCCAGGGCAGCUGACCCAAACUGGCCAACGGGGUAUUCCAUACCAUGGGACGUCCCAUCUAGUAUAGGAACUGGGAAG
Harpia harpyja (harpy eagle) is the source of this 2414-nucleotide messenger RNA. It is a transcript of the gene ACKR2, whose product is annotated as atypical chemokine receptor 2. Gene Ontology annotation, biological process: G protein-coupled receptor signaling pathway; immune response; chemotaxis. The transcript has 3 exons. The coding region runs from base 98 to 1294 and encodes 398 amino acids. NCBI's taxonomy places the organism in Eukaryota, Metazoa, Chordata, Aves, Accipitriformes, Accipitridae. Gene Ontology annotation, cellular component: membrane. The record is from RefSeq and is a predicted model, not a curated record. Gene Ontology annotation, molecular function: chemokine receptor activity.